Silurus meridionalis is the source of this 1898-nucleotide messenger RNA. RefSeq names its product reticulocalbin 3, EF-hand calcium binding domain (gene rcn3). Lineage: Eukaryota; Metazoa; Chordata; Actinopteri; Siluriformes; Siluridae. The record is from RefSeq and is a predicted model, not a curated record. Gene Ontology annotation, molecular function: calcium ion binding. The transcript is spliced from 8 exons. Bases 142 to 1083 code for a protein of 313 amino acids. Gene Ontology annotation, cellular component: endoplasmic reticulum.
UUUUCAGCGUGACGUGUACAUUUGGCCCCGCCCCCCGAGGCACGCGAUUUAAAGAGGCAGAGUGCCAACGCGACUGAAUCCGUGGCGAAGAAAAAAAAGUCUCGCGCAGGAGAUAAAGAGAUAAAACUCAGAACUUCGAAAAUGCGGCUGUUGAUCUUGUCGCUGUUUGUGGCGCUCGGCGUCGCCGUGCCUCCUCAGGAGAAACGCGUACAUCACACGCGUGACCUGAGUGACCACGCCCAUGAUGACACCCAGAGCUACCAGUACGACCACGAGGCCUUCCUGGGCAAAGAGGAAGCCAAGACUUUCGACCAGCUGACCCCUGAGGAGAGCAAGGCCAGACUCGGGAAAAUCGUAGAGCGCAUCGACACGGAUAAGGACGGCUUCGUCAGCCACGCUGAGCUGCACCACUGGAUCAAACACAGGCAGAGGAGGUACAUCGAGGAGAACGUGGACAAGAACUGGAAAGAGUACGACCAGAACAAGGACGGGAAGAUCUCCUGGAUCGAGUACAAGAACACCACAUACGGAACCUACCUGGAUGAUGAUUCAGAAGAUUUGGAGGACAGAGAGUCGUAUAAGGCCAUGCACGCUCGAGACCAGCGCCGCUUCGAGGUAGCCGAUAAAGAUGGAGACGGCAUCGCGACCAGGGAGGAGUUCACCGCCUUCCUCCACCCAGAGGAGUUCGACUAUAUGAAGAGCGUCGUCGUGCAGGAGACGAUGGAGGACAUUGACAAGGACAAAGAUGGCAAGGUCAACCUAGAGGAGUACAUCGGUGACAUGUUCACUCGUGAGGAGGGUGAACGUGAACCUGAGUGGGUGACCACAGAGAGAAAUCACUUCACAGAGUACAGAGACACCAACAAGGACGGUUUCCUGGACGCUGAUGAAGUUGCUCACUGGAUCCUGCCUCAGGAUGUGGAUCACACGGACAACGAGGCCAGACAUCUGAUCCACGAGACAGAUAAGAACAACGACGACAAAAUUACCAAGGCAGAGAUUCUGGAUAACUGGAACAUGUUUGUCGGGAGCCAGGCAACUAAUUACGGAGAAGAUCUGACGAGGAAACACGACGAGCUCUGAUCAAAUCUGAUCAUCAGGGGUUGGAGAUUUUAAUGUACAGAUGGAGGGGAUUGGAUUUAUAUUCCACUAUGUAAAGAAAUGUGGGAGGGGUUAAUUGUCAGGGGUGGAGCUAAAAGUCAGGGGUAAAGACAGGAGGGUCAGUGAUGGGGUCAGGAUGCUGGGAGGGAAUUUACCUGCAACAGAUUGUAUUUAUUUAGUCACACACAUUUCACUCAGUAAAGACCAGGUUCACACACACACACACACACACACACACACACGCUUUAUACCAAAGUGUGGUUUUAAAAAACGAAAUACACUUUAAACUAUCCGUUGGAGUACAAAUCAUGUGACAUCAUCAGCCUCUGACUCCGCCCACUCCCGUUCAGGUUUGGUGCUGCAUCUCAGUCUGUAGAAGGUAAUUAAAAUAUGUAUUUGCUAAAAUAGUUUUAUUUUUGGACUGGGGAAGAGCAACAUCAUCAGCAGUGGAGGCUACAACCUGUACAAUACAUCUCCACUUUCCACCCUGCUCAGGAGGACAUCGGGGUCAAGAUCAAGGUCAGGAUCAAGUUCAGGAUCACUUGGGAGUUGUUUAUUAACACACAGUAGUUACGCACUGAAGAAACAGCCGAGCACCUGAACUGAGCUGUUACACACCGAACACACACAAUAUACACACUUUAGCUGUAAAGAAACCAUCCACACACACAGAGAGCAGAAGGAGGGGAGAAAGGUCUAGAGAAGGACAGAAGGUGUUUGGAAUGAGACCCAAUGUCGUGAUUAACACAUUUCUGUGAAUUCUAAAUCUAAUAAAACCAAAUCCUGAUUUUUUUAAA